UCCAUUUUUGUGACAAGAAAGAAAAGGUUUUAUAUAUUUGUGAAGUUAUAAUGCGCAAUGUGAGAGAGGAAGAAAAAUGAAGGAGGAAAGGUUCUUUCUCUUUUUACUGAAGAGCGCGCGACAGAAGGACGAACAGAGCUUGGAGGAAUAUAUAGGAGGAAGGACAGGUGAAGGAAGUAGGAAGGAAAAAUGAAGGAGAAUGGACUGUAAGGCUUUUUGAAGAAGAGUGAAGGGGAAGGCUUUUUUGGGAAGAGGAAAUGGUAGAAGAAAAGGAAAUGGUAGCUAAAAAUGAGAGAGGAAAUGUGCUCUGUUGUCCAUUCUAUAUCCCCCUCCACCUCUUCAUCAACUCCUCCAUUAUCUCAUUUUUCUAAAACAAAUAUAUUCAUUUCCUCCAAAAAAUGCCAUUCUUCCCUCCCCUUCUGCCGAAGCUUUUUCCUUCCCCCAUGGCGCCAAACCCCCUUCCUCCCAUUGAUCAUCCUCUACUUUCUCUCAUUUUCACAUUUUCCCUCAUUUUUGUUGUUUCGAUGGCGUCGUUUUUCUGCCAUAAAUGACCAACUGUUGUUGAGGGUUUUUGUGUGCCAACAACCCCAUACCGUGACGACCCUGAAAAUUUUUUGUUGAGAUGAUUGCGCCAUUAGGAAAAAUAAAGGUGAAGGAAAAACAAGGUUUUCGCACAUCUUAUCAGUUUUUUUG
Meloidogyne enterolobii is the source of this 693-nucleotide messenger RNA. The record is from the annotation of a GenBank genome assembly. NCBI's taxonomy places the organism in Eukaryota, Metazoa, Nematoda, Chromadorea, Rhabditida, Meloidogynidae.